Molecule: messenger RNA, 3936 nt
Organism: Peronospora matthiolae
Lineage: Eukaryota; Oomycota; Peronosporomycetes; Peronosporales; Peronosporaceae
Source: the annotation of a GenBank genome assembly
AUGUCGUCCACCAGCAACGCCUCCAUUGACAAGUUCAACGGAGACAAUUACGCAACGUGGAGCCGGUACAUGCGCGGUGUGUUUCUGACGAAGUCCGUCUGGCACGUCGUCAACCGUGAAGUGACUCCGACUUUCACCGACCCGCGAGCGUCCGAUGACUACGUCAAGGCAAGCAACGUCGCGUUUGGUAUGAUGCUGCUGCACAUGAACGCGGACUACCAUCAUGUGCUGGACAACUGCGAGGAAGCCUGGGUUGCGUGGACAAGUCUGAAGACGCUGUACGGUGGGUCGCAGAAGGCAGGACGCAUCUACCUCAAGCGGCAACUUUUCAGUAUCAAGAUGGCUGAAGGCGCGAACGUCAUGCAUCACUGCAACGAGGUCCUCAACAUCUCCGCCAAGCUUAGCGGCAUCGGUGCGAAGAUGGAAGACGAAGACGUUGCAAUUUGUCUGCUACUCAGUCUUCCGAAGAGCUACGAAAAUGUGGUGCUCAACAUGGAAAUGAGCAGCACCGAGCUUCGCACUCAAGAUGUGGUGAGAGUCCUGACGAAUGAGCAUGCCAAGCGUCAAGGAGAAAAAGGGACAACGACAGCGACUACGCUGAAGGCUGAAGAUGCAAGCAAGGCAUUCAGCGCCGAGCGUGAGCCCUACCAAUGCACAUAUUGUGGCAAGGCGGGACACACGGUGGAUCGUUGCUGGACAAAGCAGAAGAACGAAGGUCGGAGAGCCCGACGCGGCGGCAAUGGUCGUGGACGCGGGGCUAACAAUGUCCAGUGGGGACAUCAUGAUGAAGGCAAUGGCUACGAUCGAGUGGCGUUUGCAGUCUCGUUCGAAUGUGGAGUUUCGACGAGCAAGGACGUGUCUGGAAUGUGGGCCGUCGACAGUGGUGCAACGCACCACAUUUGCCACGACAAGACCAAGUUCGCAAGUUUGGCAGAGCGCAAUGAGGGCGAACUCUUGGUGGCUGAUGGCAACAAGGUGGCCAUCAAGGGUGUGGGAACCAUCAUGGAAAAGGUGGUUCUGCCCAACGGUGAAGAGCGUGAGAUCGAAAUCAAGAACGCGCUAUAUGUUCCAAGUAUGAGCAAGAACCUGCUCUCGGUGCCACAGAUUAACAGCCAUGGCAAGUUUCAAGUCGUGUUUGACGGGUCCAAGAUGUAUGUGACUCUCAAGAACUCACAGCAAGUGGUGGCGACAGCGGAUCUCGUGGAUGGACUCUACUGGCUUCGGACGACUCAACGAUCAGCGAAUGUGACAACAAGUGGAACCAGUUGUGCCGAUCUACAUGCGAGAAUGGGUCAUGCUCCAAUCGAUGUACUUCGCAAGAUGAUCGCGACCAACAUGAUCAAAGAUGUGGGAGUACCUCUCAAGUCGAGUGGAUCAGGUACAUGUCGAGGAUGUCAGCAAGGGAAAAUGGUCCAAAAACCAUUCCCAAGCAAUCGUGACAAGCGAAGUUACGACACGUUUGAGCUACUCCAUCUGGACAUCUGCGGGCCCAUGGAAAAGGAUUCGCUCGGUGGCAGCAAAUAUUUGCUGCUGAUCAUCGACGAAGCCAGUGGAUGCAUGAAGGGCUUUUGUCUGCGAGUGAAGUCCGAGAGGGAAGACUACAUCCGGAAGUACAUCACUAUGGUACAGACGCAGUUCAACGAAGGCAUCGAACAGCAGACUACGGUGCCAUACGCACAUCAAACCAACGGCUCAGUAGAGCGUGCCCUUAGGACUAUCGUCACGAUCGACCGCAGCAAGCUCCAUCAUACCAAGCUGGACAAGUGCUUCUGGGCUGAAGCAGCGAUGACGGCCACCUACGUCAAGAACCGACUGCCGUCACCUAACGUCGUGCACAAGACCCCGUUUGAGAUCGUCUACAACUUGAAACCAAGCGUCAAGCACAUGCGAACAUUCGGGUGUCAGACAUACAUACUGACGCCUAAAGAGAAUCGACUCAAGUGGGAUCCAAAGGCUCGCGCUGGCAUAUUCGUGGGCUACGAAGAAGUUUCGAAGGCAUAUCGUGUUUAUGACAUCGAGGCGGGGCAGGUGGUUAUCAGCCGCGAUGUCAACUUCGACGAGUCCACCUUUGGACUUCAACUGCCGAUCACUGAUGAAGAUGUCGAUGACCUGGACUUCGAAUUGCUGGAUCUUGAUGACGAAGAGCUGCGUCAAAUGGAGUACAAGCAAACAGGCAAGCGCAAGAACCGACUCAAUGAUGAAGAUACAGCAGCUCCACGACCGCGUGCAGUGCGUCAACGACCAGGACUAGAAGAGUCAAGCGCGCCGGAAAACAACUCGUCACGACAAGAAGAAGACGAAGAAACGAAGGAUUCUGGUGAUUCAACACCGCCUGUGUUUUGGCGUGCGAGUGCAAAUGCCGUUGAAGCAGCAGUGGACUUAUCAGAACCCUCAACAUUUGAAGCAGCAGUAAGCGGCCCUGACCAAGUGCACUGGAGAAAAGCAAUUCAUGCAGAGCUCGAGUCAAUGCGACUUCGCGGUGUGUUUCGUGCAGCCAAGCUGCCCAACGGACAACGCGCCAUUGGCACAAAAUGGGUGUUCAAGAUCAAGCGCAAGGCGGAUGGGUCAAUCGAGAAGUACAAGGCACGACUUGUGGCCAAGGGUUUCCGCCAAAAGUAUGGCAUCGACUACACGGAGACGUUUUCGCCUGUGGUCAAGUAUGUGACGCUGCGAAUGGUGAUCGCAAUUUCCAAGCAUUUUGGAUGGCCCAUCGACCAGCUUGAUGUGGUGACAGCUUUCCUGUAUGGCGUCAUGAAGGAACAAGUGUUCUGCGUGAUUCCUGAAGGCGUCGAACUUGACAGUACGUUCGACUGCCUGGAAUUGGUGAAGUCAAUUUACGGCCUCAAGCAAGCGUCGCGAGUGUGGAACGAGACGUUCGACGAGUAUGUGUGCUCCAUCGGAUUUCAAGUAUCGGACUUCGACCCAUGUCUCUACAUCAAGACUUCGGACGGCCAUUGCGUGUUUAUACUGGUCUACGUGGACGACGUCUUGGUGACUGGAAGCUCGCUCGAGCUGAUUGCACAAACCAAGAACGACCUGAAGACGCGGUUCGAAAUGACGGACAGCGGCAAGUGUGCGUUUGUUCUUGGGAUCGAGCUUUUGGACGGUGAAGAUGGCAGUGUGACACUAUGUCAGCGUCGGUAUGUCGAUGAUAUCCUCAAGCGCUUUGGCAUGGAUGAUUGCAAGGCAGUCGCAAGUCCAGUCGACAUGAGCUCUCGACUUGUUUCAAGUGAUGCAACUACCAAGGUCGAUGCUCCUUUUCGCGAAGCUGUUGGUGCGUUGAUGCACCUGACCACUGCAACGCGUCCGGACAUUGCGUUUGCUGUGGGCUAUGUGUCGCGGUUCAUGGAAAAUCCCCAAGAAGAACACUGGGUUGCAGUUAAGCGUAUCUUUCGCUACCUACAAGGCACCAAGACGCAUGGAAUUUGCUACAAGCCAAGUGCAAGGAUCGACUUCCGUGGAUAUUCGGAUGCGGAUUGGGCUGGUGAUCUUACCGACCGCAAGUCAACAUCGGGGUACACGUUCAUGCUACUCGGUGCGCCAGUCAGUUGGGGCAGCAAGAAGCAGCCAAGUGUUUCGUUGUCCACGAGUGAAGCCGAAUACAUCGCACUCAGCUUGGCGAUUCAAGAGGGCAAGUGGAUUCAUCGUCUGCUUUGUGAGAUCGUGAUGGCUGCCAAUGAAGAAGGACCGGAACUCAUGAUCCAUGAAGACAAUCAGUCGUGUAUCAAGAUGACGAAGAACCCAGUCAACCACGGCCGUGCCAAGCACAUUGAUAUCAAGUACCAUCACAUCCGUGAUGAGGUCAAGCGCGGUGAAGUGAAGCUCAAGUACUGUGAAACUGCGGUGAUGUUAGCGGACAUCAUGACGAAGGGACUUCACGGGCCACGCCACAAGGAGAUGACGGCGACUCUCGGGAUUCGUGAGCAUUCGGAUUGA